Molecule: messenger RNA, 1719 nt
Organism: Schistocerca nitens (vagrant locust)
Lineage: Eukaryota; Metazoa; Arthropoda; Insecta; Orthoptera; Acrididae
Exons: 2
Coding region: 1-1719 (572 amino acids)
Source: RefSeq, a predicted model, not a curated record
AUGGAACGCGGUAAGGUAGAGAUAGUUUCGGCAGAUGAGUUAAGUGAAGUAGAUUCAUCUUUCAACCAACAAGAAAGUCCGCGUUUCCCUCCAUGGACGAGUUCACAGAUCAAUGCAAUGAUUUUGCCUCAAACUCGCAACAUUUGUGAUAAUACACAGAUGGCGACUUUAAAUGACGAAAUGUGGAAUGGACGCGAGACUAGACCGUCAGCGCCAUUGUUAACAUCAAUGUCAGAACCGAAUAUGAGACAAAUUCAGCAAUGUGACACAAACCGGACACAGGAAACUGACAAACUGGACCGGCUAUUAGAGUUAUUUACAGACAUGAAACGAGACGUUAGUCAGAAAAUUGACAUAUUAAACCAUACUAUGACCGAAAAUUUUGAACGGACGACAAAACAGAUGACAGAAUUAAAUAACACCACUCAACAGCUCGGCCAGCGAUUUGAGACACUGUCCGAUCGAGUCACUAAACAGGAAGAAACCUUGGUUACAUUCACACACGAAACAAAAAACAAUAUCAACCGAUGUGAGACUCAGUUAACUCAAAUAGUUAAUGUGCAGCAGGAAGUGAACACUCGUGUGGAAGAGUUAGCUCAGGCCCACACUUCAGCUAGCUCCACCCAAGAAAAGCUGACUGAAGAAGUGGGAAAUAUUACCCAACAACUCACAAUGGUAGUUCUCGAACAAACCCACCUCAAAGAAAAGAUAGAAAAAUUAGAAGAACGAGCGGACCUCGCGUCACUAAACAAUGACACCAACAUGGCCGAAAGAAUUGUACACGAAUGUAAAUUGUGUGACGACUAUCUGGACAAAAAACUUGAAACAAUUACACAGGACAUACUUUCAAAAACAAAGACACAUGUUAAAGACGGGCCAAAAACCACAGAAGAAGAAGUGACAAAAUUACGAGACAAUGUUGUGCCGUGUUUGGCGAUUGGUGCAAACGCAUCGCUAGGAAACGACAAAACAGCUAAAACCAUGGCUAAUGACACAGACAGAACACCUAUUGUGAAAUCACCUAUUUCCAAUCAAAAUUACAAUGUGCCGCUUUCUUUUCCACCAAACGAGCAAUAUUACGAUCAAAUGGACGUAGUUUACAGAGGCGAUUCACACCAUUCAAAUUUUAUUCAUAUUAGUAAACAAAAUCAGCACCCACCCCAAAGGAACUGUAGUGACGGUGGUUGGUGGAACCAUACGUCCGCGCCGCGACACAAUACGAUGCCUGCGCGCGAAACAUAUUCAAAUGGAAACGUGUAUGACAGUAGGAACAACCGCAGAUAUUCGUGGAAUAAUAAUAAUAACAAUAAUUAUCACCCAUAUCAAAAUGGUAACUACAAGCAAAAUGAAAAUUACAGACAGUACAACAGCAACAACAAUAGGAGACGUGAGAAUAACCGGUACAACCCGGGCUACUUUGACAGGAACAUGACAUAUAACAGACAUAAUUACCACCAAAACAAUAGCAAUCCCAACAAUCACCGACAUAAUAUGUGGAACACACAAAAUUCACGCAUGACAAAUCAUAACUCUCCACGGAAUCCGCCCCCGUUCCCUAGUACAGUUAUGCACUCCCCGCCACGAAGUAGCAAUAACAAUUGCGGCGCGCCAUCAGCUGACGCGUGGGCGGCAACCGGCCGGAAUGUAAACAUAGUGGAGCUGGUCAAUGAACCCGGCCAAACACAGCAAACGACGGAAAACAGUCGACGACCGAGCUAA